This is a messenger RNA of Staurois parvus, 294 nucleotides long. The record is from the annotation of a GenBank genome assembly. Lineage: Eukaryota; Metazoa; Chordata; Amphibia; Anura; Ranidae.
AUGAUGAAGGGAACAUCGUCAUUCGGAAAGUGCCGCAAUAAGACGCACACUCUGUGCCGUCGCUGUGGGUCUAAAGCCUACCAUUUACAGGAGUCCACCUGUGGCAAGUGUGGAUACCCAGCUAAGCUCAAGAGAAAGUACAACUGGACUGCUAAGGCCAAGAGACACUAUACCACCGGCCCUGGCUGUACUAGAAAUUUGAAGGUUGUGUACCGCAGGUUCAGGAAUGGAUUCUGUGAAGGUACAACACGUAAACUCAAGAGAGUUGCUGUUGCAGCUUCCAGCUUCUCUUAA